Symbiodinium natans is the source of this 1488-nucleotide messenger RNA. The record is from the annotation of a GenBank genome assembly. Lineage: Eukaryota; Dinophyceae; Suessiales; Symbiodiniaceae.
AUGGAGGUAGUGUCGGUGCAAUCGGCAUUGUCGACCGGCAUGCUGCCCUAUCAGACACCGAUCGCAGAGGCUCCAUCCCCUCCGACUGCUGUGCCCCAGCGUGCCUCAGCCGGCAUGUCGGGUGCAGGUGGCGGCAGCGCGAGCAGAGCAGGCCGAGUGGUGGGCGUUGCGGCUCUGAUGGCUUCCUGGCGCAUAGCAGCUCGCAGGGGCAAAGUCGCUCGAAAGGCUGAUGGGCAGCCCUCCUACCAUGACAAUCGGUGCCUGCCCGACGGCACUCCGCUCGAGUCCGCUGGCAACAUGUCCAUGCGGCCCGAGCGACCACCGAAAGAACCCUUCGUCGCCCAGCCACAGUCCUACGAGCAAGCCCUGGAGGGAUGCCUACCAGACGGCACGCCUCUCCCGAAGUCCAGCACCUACAGCGCGCGCAGUGAAGCUCUGGCGGAAGCAACACAAGGUUGCCUGGCAGAUGGCACGCCGUUGGGGCAGGUCGGCAACCGAUUCAUCAAGCCCCAGGCGCCAGCACCCCUGCCACAAGCCAGCCGAUUCAUCAAGCCCCAGGAUCUUCCAACGGCCGCCCCGACGCCAGGCAACCAAUCUAUCAAGCCCCAGAUGCAAGCAGCAGCAUCACCGCCACGAGUCAGCCGAUUUAUCAAGCCCGAGGAUCUUCCAGCACCUACGCCGUCACGGGCAUCGACUUCCCCAAGAUUGCCGGCUCCGACGGAUCCACUAGAGGCUGCCCGUAAAGGGCCGGCCGUUCCCAUUCAAAGUGCCGUGUCUCAGAAGAACUUCGUCAGGGUGUCUCUGGAAGGCACACCUGGUGACACUCCCAUCCAUGCGGACCAGCAGAAGGGUAGGACAGCAGAGAAGAACACAGAUGCUGCUACUGUUCCUGCUCUGUCGGAGGAACCAACAAAGAAGGAGAUGGAAGCUGCGAUCGCAGCUCUGAAUGCAAUGAUGGCGCUCCCCAGUGCGACGCCAGCGGCGCCGGAGCACAGGACUCCUCUCGUCGCAGCAGCCUUGGUCUCUGAGUUUGAAGACACCUCCGCUGCUGUUGCAGAAGCCGUCGUCGAGUCUGAGGGCACCUCUCUUCUAGAUGAAGCAGUCGUGGUCUCCGAGUUUGAUGACGCCUCCCUACCAGAAGCAGAACCCGUUGUUUCCGAGUCCGGGCGCGCAGCCCUGCCAUCUCCCAGCAAGAAGAGUGCCGUUGUUGAGGAGGUUGUCGCCGCCAUGAGGGAGAUGCGCGAGGAAGGUGACACCAAGGUCGAGAAAGAGAAGGAUGUCCCCAGUGAGCCGGCAUGGCAGGUUCCUGAGGGACUGGCCGCCGCCGCGACCCUUGCUGCCUCCCUCGUCUUUGUGAACGCCUCUUUCUUCUCCGAUGUAGGCACCGAGAUCAGAUCGAGCCCAACCCCGCCUGUGGCAGCCGUCCGACCAGCAUCGGCGCUUCCAUCAAACCAGGGGCCAACAGGGGCGACGUUUACAGGAGUUUGA